GGCGCCCGCCUGACGGGCGUAGAGUUCGUUCGGGAAUGGCACUGUAUGUCGCCGGAUCAGCUGGGUUGCUAUUUAAAACAAAGUGUGUGUUGUAGUAGUAUCCUAAAUAAGUGGACCGGGACUGGUUUAUUAUUCCCUUAAAUGAAAUAGAGUUUUAACGUUGCAAUUCCUUUUCAGACACGUUGGUGAUUCACCGGAAGGAAAGACUACGUGGAAUUUUUCGCAAGACCUUGCGUGAUGGCGGCGAAUUCCCUUGUUUUAUUGCCAAACGGUUUUUUCUUUUUAUCAGUGGCGCUCACGUAACACAAGAGUAGGAAAAUUGAAGUUGUGGUGUUGUUUUUUUUGCGCUUUGACCUUGGGGGUGGUAGCGCCAAUCAAUGCCUUUCAUCUAUUUGCACGCGUGACGUAACGGUCGUACGCCAAUAACACCCCCCCACUUGAGUCAACAGCGUCAACAUUUUUUGGCGCAUAGGGAAAAAUAAAAUACAGGGAGACCUUGGGAGUAGGAAAGGCUCAAGGUGAUAUUCUGUACAAUCCGCAUAUCGCGCUGAAUCGGGAAGCAAAAGCUUUUUUCGCGGAAGUGUUUGCUGUGGGUGUGUGUGUGAACAACCCCUGAGACUGACGGGAAAAAUAUCAGACAAAAUAUACGUUAUAACUUUUUGCCCUCGUAAUGGCUUAUUCUGUGAUCCUUGAUCCGGGAUUUAUUUAUCGUCUAGAUUGUACCAGUUUUUUUUUUAACUAUCUCUGAUUAGUGUUGCAGCCAUUUUUGUUCUUCUUGGGAAUUUGUUCUUUUCCAGGGGCGAUAGACUUCCCAAGGACAUCCAAGGUUGUCUUUCUCGACCGCUAGAUGGCGUAGUCAUGUCUGAGAAAAAUUAAAGCCCCCUUCCCCCUCUCGUCGUUCUGUGACCGUCUGGUGCGAAAGCAGACAAGGUACCAUGCAUUUGUGAGUACAGCAGCACUUGACUGUUUGCCUCUGUGAGAAUCACACCACCGUGAAUCGCAGUGUGUGAGAGAGACAAGACAGAAAGUUUGAGAGAGAAUCAAAAAGAGGCGGAGUUGUGUUAUACAUUAUUUCCGUCGUCACACAAAACACAAUCUGAUAUAAAUGGACCAGUUGGAGACAUUUUAAGUUACAGUUUGGAUGCCGUAAUCCACGGAGGCGGUGGUAUGAGUGUGCUUCCGUUCGUUAGUGAAACAUUUUGUUUGUGUUUUGACGUUUCCGUGGAAUUCUGCCCACUUCCUUCCCCCGUCACUAGCAACGUAAUAAGAAACUAUGCAGAACGACCUCGAAUUUACAACCAAGCUAUAACAAUCAUUGUGUGUCCUUUUUCUUGAUUUAGUGCACAGUGAGAAGGUAGCAGCCUGUGAAGAGUGCCAUCACCAUGCCGAGAACUAAAGCUAUCAUGCCCAAUAGGAUAGCCACCAAGGCAAGAGAGGAGUCUGAGAAGGGGCUCGGGGAGAUAUUGGGCAACCAAAGUCGUCAGAUGAACAACACCAUCAGAACCGUCUUCCAGACUCACUGCCAGUUUGACGAGCCCAGCCCUAAACUGGUGUUGGGAGGCAGGAGUCCCAGUCAGAGUCCUUCACGCAGCAGUGGCAGCUUCAUCCCAAACAGAAAUCCUGCUUCCAGGCCGCCCAGUAAGACCAGCAGUAGAGAGCACCUGGCUUCCGUUUCACCCAGGUCUACCAACAACACCCAACCUAACAAUACUCCUCUAGGUAGGAUGGAGCAGUCGUGGCCCCCACCUUCUACGACUCCAGGAAAACCUGGUCCUUCCAAAAGUGUGGAAGCCCUCAAUCGUCAAGUCAAAGCUGUCAACAGCAAAGUCUCUAAAAUCCCCUCACACAACGUGGCAGCCAGACCCAGACCAGGCAUUACGAACAAGAUCAAGAGGCAAAACAGUGUGUCAGAGUCUGGUUCACCACCCUCAAUCAAAGCAGAGGAAACCGCAGCUGCUGCUACAACCAGCAGCAGCAAAUUGGCCACAGACUUGAUCAACCUGUCCAUUUCCAAGACGCUCUGCCAACAACAGUCAAUUGAUCAGGACUCUGAAACAGUCCCCAGUCAGCCCAAGUCAACUGAGCUGGACUCUGUGCAGCAGCCCCAGCCGGACGUCAAGGAAGAAGUAGAAGAAGAAGGCAAGAAAAACAGCCUGGAAACGAUUGCCAAAACGGACUCGCUGCCUGCUGUAGUAGGCGGUGGUCAUCGUGAAAACGGUCACGAGAAAGAGGAGGAGAGUGACGAGACACACGCCACCGAAGACAACGAAGAACAGGCGGUGGCCACAUCGCCGGACGAGCGUUUCCUCAAAUUCGAGGAGGAAAUUGGCCGCGGUAGUUUCAAGACCGUCUAUCGAGGACUUGACACGCAAACGGGAGUUUCAGUCGCCUGGUGCGAACUUCAGGAGAAGAAACUCAACAAAUCUGAAAGGCAAAGAUUUCGGGAGGAGGCCGAGAUGCUCAAAGGACUCCAGCAUCCCAACAUUGUCAGAUUCUACGACUAUUGGGAAGUGGCGCUGACCAAACGUAAAUACAUUGUCCUCGUCACCGAACUCAUGACAUCCGGAACUCUUAAAACGUAUUUAAGGCGUUUCAAAAAGAUCAAUCUUAAGGUGCUCAAGUCGUGGUGCCGUCAGAUCCUGAAGGGUCUCUACUUCCUCCAUUCUAGGACACCAAACAUCAUCCAUCGUGAUUUGAAGUGCGACAACAUCUUCAUCACGGGGACGACUGGCUGCGUGAAAAUUGGCGACUUGGGCUUGGCCACGCUGAAGAAUCGGUCGUUUGCCAAAUCUGUGAUUGGCACUCCUGAAUUCAUGGCCCCCGAAAUGUACGAGGAGCACUAUGACGAAGGCGUCGACGUCUACGCUUUUGGCAUGUGCAUGCUGGAAAUGGCCACCAGCGAGUACCCGUACAGCGAAUGCAUGGGCCCGGCUCAGAUCUACAAGAAAGUCAUCAGCGGCGUCCGACCGCAGAGUUUCGAUAAGGUGGAGAGCAGCGAGAUUCGCGACAUUAUCGACCGUUGCACGCGUCUGCGCAAGGAAGAGAGGCCGAGCGUCAAGGAUUUAUUGAACGACACCGAGUUCUUUGCCGAAGAAACGGGUCUGAAGGUGGAAGUAGUGUCGCGCGACGAGGCGGUGGCCAGCACCAGCGAAAGUGUCCAAUUCCGGUUACGCGUCCUCGAUCCAAAGAAAAGGCGCGACAAGCACAAGGAGAACGAGGCCAUCCAGUUCGAGUUCAACGUAGUGACGGACGAUGCCGACAAACUUGCCCAGGAUAUGCAUUCGGACGGCAUCCUCAUGGAGGAGGAUGUCAAGGUGCUGGCAAAGUUACUCAGAAGUCAAGUCCAGCUGUUGGUCAAAGAACGUGACGAACGCGAGGAGAUCAGACGUCAGAAUCAGCCGCCUCCUGUUCCCCAACAGCAGCAGCAGCAGCCUGCAACUGUUGUUGUACAACAGCCUCCUCCUCAAGUGGUACAACCAGUCAUACAGCAAGUUGUCCAGCAGCCUCUCCAGCAGCCUAUUCAGCAGCCUAUCCAGCAGGUUGUCCAGCAACCUAUCCAGCAGGUUAUCCAACAGCCGAUUCAACAACCUAUCCAGCAGCCUAUUCAGCAGCCCAUCCAGCAGCCCCAAACUGCUCCGAUCCUGGAUCAAUCGAUGGCGAUACAGCAACAACAACAACAACCUUCUCCGGCGCCACAGCCGUUGAUGCAGCAGCAACCCAUGUUGCCCAGUCAGCAAUUACCUUUAACCAUAACGACGGGAUUGGUUACUCCGCCGCAACAGCACUGCAUCCAGCAGCAGCAGCAACAACAGCAACAGCAACAACACGUAAUGCAGCAACAGCAUUUGAUCCCGCAGCAAGUGGCUGCCAACCAGCAACAGCUGACGGUUCAGGCGAUACAGAACCAGAUUCACCAACAGCAACAAACGCUGCACCAAGUCAAUCAACAGAUCCAGCAACAACAACAACAGUUGCAGCAAGUGAACCAACAAAUCCAGCAGCAACAGUCGGUUCAGAUCCAACAACAACUCUUGCAACAUCAACAAAACUUGAUGAAUCAACCGAUGACAACUUCUCAGCAAAUUGAUCACCAGGGAUUUAGUCAAUCACAGCCGCAACAACAACAACAACAGCUCUAUCAGCAGCAACCGGCUGAAGUGUCUGCCCAGUAUUUCGUUCCGGCCGAAUUGCCUGUCUUCCAGCAGCAACAACAGCCGCAGCAACAAACUUAUAGCCAGUACCAACCAGCAGAAGCUGUUGCCCAGCCUUAUGCGCAAUCCGUUCCCCAGCAGCAACAGCAACAACAGCAGCCCGUCCGUCAGUUAUUGAAUUAUGUUCAGCAACAGUCGGUGGAUCAGACGCAGGUCCAAUGUGUUGCACCCGAGUCGUAUCCUGUUCAGCAGCAGCAGGUAACAGCUCCUCAGUACGCCCAGCAAGUGGUCUAUCUUCAACAACCGAUCCAGCAGAUGGUUCAGCAGCCCAUCGAACAGGCUGCUUACAUUCAUCUUCCUCCUGUCCAGCCUUCAAUCCAGCCGGCACAGGACCAGAUGUCGUACAUCCAGCAGACGGCUGUACAGCAGGUUGUGGAUCCUACUACUAGUUACCCUCAGCAACCGAUCCAGCAAACACAGGAUCAAAUGGCGUACAUGCAGCAGGCGGUACCUCAAGUUGUUCAGCAAGUUACGCAGCAACCAAUGCAGCAGGCGCAAGAUCAAAUGGCGUACAUCCAGCAGGCAUUGCCCCAAGUUGUACAACAACCGAUCCAACAGCCGAUCCAACAGCCGAUCCAGCAAACUCAGGAUCAAAUGGCGUACAUCCAGCAAUCGAUGGUUCAUCAACAAGUUUCCCAGCAAAUGGUGGAUCAGUCUGGCUUAUACAUCCAGCAACCGAUGCAACAAUCGGUGUCGGUCACUGAGCAACCGACCUAUCUUCCUCAACAACCCGUCAUCCAGCAGCCGGUUGUCCAGUCUUUGCCUCAACCUCUUGUCGUCCAGUCAGGCAUCGUUCAACCUGUUGCCCAGCAAAUUGUCGACCAAACAGCCUACAUUCAGCAGCAGCAGCAACAACCGAUCCAUCAACUUCAACACAUUGAGCAGCAAACUUACAUCCAAUCUGCUCAGGUCAUCGAUCAGUACGUUCCAGCAGCGUACCAGCUGCCACAGAAUGUGGAACAACAACAACAAGCGGCCUACGUUCAACCGGCCCCAGCCGAAUUAGUCCGCAAACAGUCUGGACUCUGUCAGCAACAACUGGAAGCGGCUGCGUCGGCCUACUUGGACUCCCAUCAGUCUGGGCCAGUGACCCAGUUAGACCCCCAUGUAGUAGGUGCCGCCGUAGUGGAUAUGCAGUUGCAGAACCCAGUUUUGCAGGCUGUAGCCAGUGACUCAAAUUCGUUGGUGAACCGUUCCGGAACUCCCGAGCCCGGAGCUCAAUGCUGUUGUAGCGAUGUUUACACGACCGACUCGUGCGGUGAGUCAUCGGCCGCCGAAUCGGUCGACCCGGUUGCGCCACCCGUUAACGCAACAGCCAACGCCGUCAGCAGCAAUGCGGCCACGACGACAACGGCCGGUGAAAAACGUCUGGGUCGUCGGUUGACUAACAAACGGCGCCGGACGGCCGAACGCGGCCCCCGACUCUCUGUGCUGAGUGUCCAGGGCUCCGUGGUCGAAUGCCAAGUGGAAACGAUGAAGCAAGAAACGGUGACGUUCAAAUUCGAUCAAGCUGACACGGUUCCGGCUGACGUGGCCAACAACCUCAUUAAACAUCGAUUGCUUAGUGAACAACAUGCUGAAAUUUUCAUCGAGCAGGUGGAGGAUAUUCUCCGACAAUUGAGAGAGAAUCCGGAUGUCCUUCCGGUGGUAUCUUUACCUCCAGCUAAGCCGGCUGCUGAUUCAUUGUCACCCAACCGAUCAGACACGACGGCUACUGCUGCUGCAUCUACUUCCAGCGUAGGAUCUGUCGACAGUGUCGAAUCCACGACGAAAGGAUCGACAGCCGAUAUUCCUCAAUCGGUUCCCGCCGCAGUCUUGGCUGCUAUUCCAGUUGCCGUUCCAGUUGCCGUUCCGGUCGUGGCUUCUGCUAUCCCGUUUCCAGUCGGAUCCCAUUUACACUCGAGAUCUACCAGUCUAGACGGAAGCGAUGUAUGUCACACGGGACCGAGCGACUCGGCCGUCUCAGCUGUCUCGGCAGCGCUUACUACUAUUCAAUCCCAAACAACAACAAUCUCCACAGUUCCUCCUACCAACAACCUUGCCCCGCUUAGUAUUUCUAAUCCUGGUGUAGCUGUCACUGUAGACGGUGCUACUCCGCCAGUUGUAGCCAUUUCCGCUCCUCAAUUUCCCCCAGUCGCUUCUUCUCAUCCACCCCCCGCUGACGCAGCUCCUCCUUCUGCUCCCACCCCUGUCGGUGGACUUGUUGAGUCCAAUGAGCCAGUAACGCCCAAGGUGCGCAAAGUUUCGAGGUUCUUGGUCAAGACAAUCUCCGCUCCUUUACCGGUUCUGGAAGUGGCACCAUCCACUCACUCGACCGUUUUGGAGCCCCCUCUUCCAACUCCGCCAGCGGCGACAUCCAUCCCGUCUAUGAUGUCACCUCCCGAAUUUUUUCCUCCGGCUGGACCCAUUCAGAGAUGCCAAUUGCCUCCUGUCGUCUGUCAGGAGCCUGUGGCGAACGUUCCUGUCCCUCAGUCAGGUCCCACACAAAUCCCGACUACCAGCAACGCUGCCGGAAAUGAUUUGGGCGCGGCUUUCGUGACUGUCGCCCUGAGUAUCAACAUAACAUCGAACGGGAUCUACGCCACCAGUCGAUGCAGCAGUCCAGCUCGGGCUCCAAACAGCGCCAAUGUCCAGGGUGAUCCAUCUGUCAGUACGGCCGCUGUCCCUCUGAAACUUUGUCUGGGUGAAACCAACACGACCGGAUCGAGAACAGCCGGUGGUAACAGUUUGCCCACGUCGCAGCCGCCUACUCCGCAAGCUUGCCCGACGAUGGACACUUAUUUGAUGGACCUCCAACACAAAUUGGCUUCCCUUUCCAUGGCCAAUAAUAACGCCAGUGCUGCCGCUUCGCACAUGCAACAGCAGCAACAACAGCAGAGCUAUUCGCCGGAUGCCACGCAACAACUUCCAUCGCCCACGUCAUCCACCAAGGAAGGAACUCCUUCCCUGGAUCAUUUGAUUUACCCUAUGGUGGUUGUCGAUCAAGUGGAUCAGGCGGCCGAGAGCAACCGGCCAGCCCAACAACAACAGCGCAAAGUCUUGCCCUCGACCAUCGACAUCCACGACUUGCAUUCCGAGUUGUCGAAAUUGCAUUCGCAGGGCACUGGUCAUCCGCCGGCCUUGUUGAAAGCCAAGGAGCCCGAAAAUAAAGUGAAUCCUACCACUACGGAAGCCUCCGCAGUGGCACCGGCCGCAACGAAUCCCGUUGCCCAGUCAACAACAACAACGGCCAGUCAUGGCCCUGACGUUGUGGAUGACCAUCCGCAAACGCCGACGGAACAACAACCGCAGCCUUCCUUCAAAGCGAUUCCAGUCACGGUUCCAGUAGCGCAGAUUCCAGUAGCUCCUGUCACCGCACCCACCGCUCCUGUGGCCGCUGCUCCAGCCAUUGCCACCGCAACGACCACCAAGGAACAGAAGAGUAGUCAAACGGAGCCUCAGAUGAUCGUUGCCCAGCAACCGCUGCAACGCAAAUUGUCGCUUCCGCCGCCGGCCCCACCCGGAGGACGCCGAAUCUCUCGUUUCUGUGUCAGUUUGGUUGACGAGCAACAGCGAGCAGCUGCUGCCCCAGCGGCAAGCGCCGGAAUGCUGCCGGACGAUGCCAAUAAAGACCCCGAAUUGAGGGAAUUAUUGCUGCGACACGAGCAAGAAAAGAAAGCUCUCGUCCGGAAGCACGAGGAAGAGUUGGCCUCUUUUCACGCCCGGAGAAAACAGCAGCAACCAACUGCUCCGCAACAGCCACAUCCACAACCAGCGUUGCAGCGGCAGGAAGCCACCGAGAGUCCUAGGACUCCUUCUCCAAUCGCCCGUUCCAGUCCAGAUCACACGGAAGGGCGUGGUGUUCCCAUUCCAGCCACAGCUGGCGGGGCUGCUGGCCCGGUCACCAACGCGACGCCCGGAUCAUCACCCGGAACGCCAACCCGCCAGACAAAGACGUUUACGGACGAUCUGUUGCGUCUAGUCCAGGAUUUAGGCAGCAAACCUGGAGCCGAGAAGAGCAAGAAAGCCGGAGGAGAAGGUGUCGAGAAAGCGCCGACGCUGAAUCAGCUGAGAGCCGGCGCCAAUGGCGGCGCUGUCGCCAAUCUGCAACAACAACAGCAGCAGCAGCAACAACACCAUUCACUGACUCAAACUGCUGGACUGAGCUUCGGCCGGCCUUUUGGUGGUGUCAUGUCUCCUGUUCCGCCCACGAGCUCUGUGUCGACUCUCUACGGCCAACAGUCCAUCUUCUCUCCCAUUCAUCCGUCGUUUGUUUCUCCGCCGGCGGCGGUGGCGGCGGCUAGUUGCACCAUGGCUGCUCAACAGCAAAGCGGAUUCAACCACAUGGGCAGAGCUUCCAGCCACCCGAUCAACAUUCAACCAAACUCCCUCGUCGUCGGUUCCCCACCGCCGGUGCCAGUGCUCCUGGCUGCCAGCGCAUCAGCAGCCGUCUCGUCCUCUUCUACGACAAUGGCCGGAUUCAAUUUUAAUAACACUCCGGCCGGCAGCCCCAUGCGUUCCCCACCGCUAAGACUCAACUCUAAAGACAGUAGAUCUUCUUCACCCUAAAUGCAGACGACAGACAUACAUACAUUUUUCACGGUAGACAAUGGAGAGAGAGAGAGAAAUAGAUGGAGUCAGAAAUUUCGCCCACCCGACAAUAAUUUCUUUUUUUUUUUUAAAUUGAAAUAAGGGAUUUAAAGAUAAUUAAUUAUUCAUUUCUUUUUCACAUCAAAUUGAAAAUGGCUUGUCCGUAGUAGUCUCCCCCCCCUUUUUUGCUUAUUUUUCUCUCUCCGUUUGUGUUUAUCGAUUCACGUACAGCACUGGGUGUUGAUUACCGAUGAUUUGAUUCUUCUGUUCUUUUUCGCUUCUCUCUCUUUCCGUUUGAAAUUCCAAUCUAUUUUUUAAAAAACAUACUUUAAAAUCUUAUUUGGGUUUUUCCUUUUUUUUCUUCGUCCUUUCCGUUUUUUGAAUAUUUUGUGAGUGUGUUUUUUUCCCCCCCUUUUUGUGUUUUGUGUGUGUGUGCGAGUGUUUGCGCGCGGUACCAAGUCACUGCUGUGAUAUCAAAACGAAAAAAACAGAGACAGAGAAGAGAGAAAGAGAGGAAAGAAAAAGAGAUUUUUUUCACGCGGGAUAAUUUUUUUUUUGUGACAGGAUAAAAACAAAAGACGAAACAGAAAACCUCCCCAAAAAAUGUCCAUUCGAUUUUCUCCCCCCCAUAUGACUAUAUCGUUCGUAAUAAUCCCUAAACUACUACCACCGUGUGUGAUGGAGUCUCUUGAAUUUCUUUUUCCACUUCGUUAUUAUUGCCCUUCGCCUCUUUUGAAUGAAUCAAACGAUCCACACAAAACAUUAUUUUGAUUAUAUUAUACAUUUAAAAAAGACUAAAAUUCCCUUUUUUUAUUCUUCUUAAAGGGGAUGACUUCCUUAAUUUCUCUCGUCACAAUUGUAUGAAAAUGAGGAAAAAUCGAAUUUUCACCCUACCCCCCAAUCGGAUUAUUAAACCAAUGCAAACCAAAAAAAGAAACAUUUUUUUUUUCUAAUUUUAAUUUUGCAAUCCCCCCUUUUUAGCAAAUGAUAUAAGGAAAUGAUUUUAUCCCCCAAAAAUGUUUUCCUUGUUUUAAUUCUACCUUUUUUUUAAAAAAAUUGGUUUCCGCAUGAUUUGUCGAUUUCAGUAUCACAAAUAUGACUAAUGUUUUGAACACACACAAAACAGUGAAAAAGAAAAACACAGAUUUUCAUUCGUUUCCCGAAACAUUUAAAAAAUAAUCCCGAGGAAAAUAUUUGACGCGCUUCCGGCUUUUCUAUCCAUUACUUUUCCUUGUCUUACUUCUUCCUGGCCCGAGAUAUUUUUUACUUCCCCUUAUUUUUUUUAUUUGCUACAUAUAAAAACUAUAAAAUAUUGUGCGUGUCUUUGUGUUUAUUAUUUUCUCUCUCUCUCUCUCUCGCCCGUUCGUUCGCGUUUUAAAUAUUAUCGUUGGUGCCUUUAUUUUUCUUUUACAAUUACUUGCGGCGGUAUUUUGCAAUUGAAUACGUGAUACAACAACAACAAAAAAAAACAAUUUUCUUCGUCUGCAGUGUGUGUCCAGCCGUGAAAUG
Messenger RNA from Daphnia pulicaria, 10289 nucleotides. RefSeq names its product serine/threonine-protein kinase WNK2-like. The coding region runs from base 1383 to 8759 and encodes 2458 amino acids. The transcript has 11 exons. Gene Ontology annotation, molecular function: protein serine/threonine kinase activity; ATP binding; chloride channel inhibitor activity. Gene Ontology annotation, cellular component: cytoplasm. NCBI's taxonomy places the organism in Eukaryota, Metazoa, Arthropoda, Branchiopoda, Diplostraca, Daphniidae. The record is from RefSeq and is a predicted model, not a curated record. Gene Ontology annotation, biological process: positive regulation of sodium ion transmembrane transporter activity; positive regulation of potassium ion import across plasma membrane; protein phosphorylation.